Molecule: messenger RNA, 1354 nt
Organism: Drosophila busckii
Lineage: Eukaryota; Metazoa; Arthropoda; Insecta; Diptera; Drosophilidae
Gene: Ptpa
Product: serine/threonine-protein phosphatase 2A activator
Exons: 4
Coding region: 63-1262 (399 amino acids)
Biological process (GO): mitotic spindle organization
Cellular component (GO): nucleus; cytoplasm; protein phosphatase type 2A complex
Molecular function (GO): protein tyrosine phosphatase activator activity; peptidyl-prolyl cis-trans isomerase activity
Source: RefSeq, a predicted model, not a curated record
GAGGAUACAAACAAUAGCGUAAUAAUAAUAUUGUUUGAUAAAUUGUAUAAAUUAUAACAGAAAUGGCAGACGCCAAUAUAUUAACAGUGCCGGCUGUUGAAAAACGCGUGAAUAAUAUGGGCGAUUUGGCUCAAUGGCAACGAUCUCGCGCUUACCACGAUCUAAUUGGCUAUGUCAAUGGCACUAGCUCAGCCGUACAGGGUAUCAGGAGCACAGAUGAAAUGUACGAAUCAGAAAUGCUGCGUAAAUUGUUGGAAUUAUUUACAGCGUUGGAACAGCUAAUGGAGCGUUAUCCACCGCUUGAGCAGCCGCAACGUUUUGGCAAUAAAUCGUAUAGAGAUUGGGCUGCUGCCAUGCGUGAGGAAAUGCCCAAAAUGCUGACAGAGAUAUUGCCCAUAACAAAGCAUAAAUAUUUGAACGAACUGCUGCAAUAUUUAAUGGAAUCAUUUGGCAAUGCCACGCGCAUUGAUUACGGCACAGGACAUGAGCUCUCCUUUAUGUUCUUUCUGUGUGCACUAUUCAAGGCGGAGAUAUUGCUGGAGCAGGAUAUUGUGAGCACAGCGCUGCGUGUGUUUAAAUGUUAUUUGGAGCUUGUGCGUCAGCUGCAGCGCACAUAUAACAUGGAGCCGGCCGGUAGCCAAGGUGUCUGGGCGUUGGAUGAUUUUCAGUUUGUCCCCUUCAUAUGGGGCAGCGCACAGUUGGCGGUCAAAAGCCCCUUUGAUCCUGCCAAGUUUGUGGAUGAACAGGUCAUUAAUGACUUUAAGGAGCAUUAUAUGUUCAUUAGCUGCAUUGAUUACAUCUGCAAGGUGAAGACGGGACACUUUGGCGAGCACUCCAAUCAGCUGUGGAGCAUUUCAGCUGUGCCCUCGUGGGUUAAAAUCAAUACGGGCCUGGUCAAGAUGUAUCAAAAAGAGAUACUGGCCAAGUUUCCUGUCAUUCAACACGUUUACUUUGGUGAGCUCAUGUCCUUCGAACCAGUUGCGCCCGGCACAGCGUUAAGCAAUGCACGGCUAGGAAACGUAGCACCGCCGCCUUCCAAACGAAUCUGCAUUGCGGCACCAGUGGUAUUACCACCGCCAGCGGAGGCACUGCUAGCUGAUGCCAGUGUCGGUGACUCGAGCAGUGAGAGCAGCGAUAAUAGCGUUGUCUUGCGUCCACGCACAGAAUCUCCCGCUUCACUAGUGGGCAUUGAGUGCUCCGGCUCCGGUGAUAAGCCUACGAAUCCACCGGAAGAACUUGUCAAGCCGCAGCCAACAGAGUAGAGAGACAGCUCAUGAGCAAGCUAUUCAAGAAAUUUGCAGUAGUAAUGUUGUAUUUUGAAUUCCAUUGUAUGCUAAAUUAUUAAAUUUAUCGU